AUGAUUAACACCAAAGACAAAGUGGUUCCCUCUGUUGAAGAGCGAGAAGAGAGAGAGAUGGAAGAGGAGGAGGAGGAUGAUGAAGAGGAGGACGACUCGGAGAACGAAGAGGAAGAUUCCUCAGAUGAUGAUGAUGAUGAUGAGGAAGGAGAACAUGAAAAGGAAGCGGAGUCGUCGUCCCAAGAUGCAAACGAAAAUGCUUCCUCGUCUGACGGGGAGAAAAAGGAGCCGUCGGACGGCCUGAACCUGAACAACGAGGUGGUGAAGAUGAGGACGGAGGUGAAGAGGGUCAAGGCUCUGGUCAUCAGGAAGCUCACUCGUCAGAUCGCUAUGCUGAAGAAGAAGAAGGGGAACGAGGCGGAAACCGAAAGGAACCAGAGGAGAGCCGCCAGGCUGCUGGAGGAGGUCCACAGCAUCAAGAAGCUCCCUCCAGACGUGGUGACCAAGACAGCUUUGCAGACGAAGCUCAACUUUGAGGAGGUUUGCAAAAACCCAGAGUCGAAAAUGUCCGACCGAGCCGUCGCACGCAUCGCCACGCACCCUCAGUUCAGCAAGAAGAUUGAAAGCAUCAAAGCUGCCAUUGAAGAGUUCAAAGAGGAGCACAAAAAGGCCAGGAAACAGGGGGGUCAAUCGAAAAGUCAGAGGCAGACAGAAAAAUCCACGCAGCCGCCGCCGGAUAAUAGAUUAGACAGAAAAAGUAAGGAGAAAAUCAAAGACGGUGCUGAUAAAAAAGAAAAAGAUGCUCCGCAAUCGGAAAAAGAUGAAAAAGUGUCUCAAUUGCCUGCGACCUUGGAUGUUCCAAAGCAAGAAAAGCCAAAGUCUACAAGUGUUAAAUCUGCUUCAGUUAAAGGCAGCAUGACGCCAAAGCCUCAAACUAAAGUCCAGGAAAGGGGUUCCAGGCUUCAGGCUGCUCCAGAAUUGAUCCACAAAAGCCCAGAAGAAGAAGAAGAGAGCAACGUAGAGUCAUCAGGUGACGAAGAGAAAGAGUACUUUGACGACAGUACGGAGGAACGAUUUCACAAGCUGUCCUCCCAGUCUGAGGAGAGCGAAGAAGACGACUUCUUUAUAGGAAAGGUCAGCAAGUUCAAGAAGAAGAAGAAAAAACAGACGAGCGGCGAUGGGACGGAGAAAGAAGAGGAGAGACCAAAAGACCCGGGCAGUGUGAAAACAGACAAACUCCAGGGGGAGCUGGAUGAGCUGGAGUCCAGGUUGAAGUCCCAAAGGUCCACAGUUCAGUCGGUGUUCUGCUCGUCUCUGGCUGGAGGGAAGGGGGGCGGAGCUAAAGCUGCACCUCAGGGGAACUUCCGAGCCGGUAGAGGAGGAGGGUUUAGCAAACUGAACAAGUUUCCAAAGCAGGAAAACAGAACUUUUAAUUCCAGGUCCAAGUUCAGCAAGCCUGUCGUUAGAGGACCACACUCCGAGUCUAACAGGACAGAUUCUGGACCUGCAGGGAGAGGAAGAUCUAAAGAUGUCCGACAGCAGACGGAGCGCAGAGGAGGCUUCGUAUCCCGUCAGCCGCCCCAGCCGGCCCUCCAUCCGUCCUGGGAGGCCAGCAAGAAGAGAAAGGAGCAGCAGGGACAGAUCCUAGCCUUCCAAGGGAAGAAGAUUAAAUUUGAUGAUGAUGACUAAAGAAACUGAAUAACCUUUUGCAUUGUGAGAUAUACUUAGGUGAUGUAAAAAUCUGGUGCCACUAGGACCUCAGUUGAUCAUAGAUGUCACAUUGUGAAUUUUAAAAUGCUCAACCUAUCAGGAAACGAUAAAAUACUCUUUCAUUCCUGCUCAAAGUGUCCAAUUGCACUGGUUUAAAAUGAAUGUGUCCUGCUUAAGAUGGAUCAUUUAACAUCACCAAUUUCUCUGCUCUAUGUUCUGUUCUGUUAAACUUGAUUUAAAUGUGACAUGUCGGAUUCCACUGCAGUAAACCUCUGCCUUUAGCAACCAUUUUGGUUAAUGCUUCUCUUGGAAUUUUAAGUUUUUUUAUUGGGAACAAAAAGGUGAUGUUCCUAUUGCUGUGUUUCUGCAUCAGACAUUAAAAAAAUAAAUAAAUAAAUAAA
This is a messenger RNA of Cyprinodon variegatus (sheepshead minnow), 2051 nucleotides long. It is a transcript of the gene srfbp1, whose product is annotated as serum response factor binding protein 1. Bases 1 to 1629 code for a protein of 542 amino acids. Gene Ontology annotation, biological process: maturation of SSU-rRNA. Gene Ontology annotation, cellular component: nucleus; 90S preribosome. The transcript has 2 exons. The record is from RefSeq and is a predicted model, not a curated record. Lineage: Eukaryota; Metazoa; Chordata; Actinopteri; Cyprinodontiformes; Cyprinodontidae.